Messenger RNA from Aspergillus saccharolyticus JOP 1030-1, 1647 nucleotides. RefSeq names its product NDT80 / PhoG like DNA-binding family protein. Gene Ontology annotation, molecular function: DNA binding; DNA-binding transcription factor activity. Gene Ontology annotation, biological process: positive regulation of transcription by RNA polymerase II; meiotic cell cycle. The record is from RefSeq and is a predicted model, not a curated record. NCBI's taxonomy places the organism in Eukaryota, Fungi, Ascomycota, Eurotiomycetes, Eurotiales, Aspergillaceae. Gene Ontology annotation, cellular component: nuclear chromosome. Bases 1 to 1647 code for a protein of 548 amino acids. The transcript is spliced from 2 exons.
AUGUCAGAUUUCAGGUCACAUCGGAUGCCUCCUGCGCUUCAGCCACCGACCAACAUGUCGCCAUCGCAAGCCACCGCAGUUUCAGUAGGCAGAUCUGAUAGUUACUCAGGCUAUGCACUUCACCGCGGAACAUUCCCACCACUGUCUGCCUUGCCCGAAAUGGGCAGGCUCCCUCCGUAUACCACAACCCCAAGAGUCCUCGAUGGGUCCGUCGAACGCUCGCUCUUCGGGCAGUCGGCGAACCUACUAAUGGAUCCAGUCCAACGUUUAGCGCAGCCGAUGGCAGAUGCGCCUCCAUUUCAUGAGACGAACGUCAUUCACCCCAUUAUCUCUGGCAGUCAAUCGAUUAGACCUGAGAUACAGGCGAAGAUCCACAAAGGAUUCUUCCAAGUGGACGAGAAAUGGACCUGCUAUCGCCGUAACUACUUUUCGGUCUCAUGUUCAUUUUCCUUGUGCCCGAUGCCGCACGGCCCGCUCUACUUGAAGUUCUCGGAGCAAUCAACGGCGGAGCGCAUUCUGUCAUUCUCCAUGUCUAUCUCGGCAAUAGUCAACGCACAAUGCGGGGAGCCGCGAGAGCUGGUACAGCACACUCCGAAGCGAGACAAACAGUCGGAAAGAAAACCAGGCAAGAUCGUGCUUCAGCCAUGCCAAACUUCUCCGCUAGCCUUAAGCCAUGCUGGGGCAUCCAGCAGCAGUCCCCACGGCUACUCACUGACAUCACAAUCGGCCGGAAUACCCAUGGAGUAUGCCUCCACGUACACUGGGGCCCCACAGCCGUCACAGCCCCCAACCCAACACACUUUUGAACGCAUUCAGUUUCAGAAAGCAACGGCAAACAACGGCAAGCGACGGGCUCAACAGCAAUAUUACAAUCUGGUGGUAGAGCUAUAUGCACAGGUAUCGCAUCCGGUGGGCGGAACUGAGACUCAAUGGUACAAGAUUGCUCGACGGCUUUCACAUCCAAUGGUCGUCCGCGGUCGCUCUCCAGGUCAUUACAAAGAUGGCCGACGGGAUAGCUCAACGAGCAUGGGUCCAGACGGAGGAAGUGGUGGCUCGGGCGACGGCACCGGAGGGGCUGUCCUACCCCCGGGCAUUGGACAGGCUGCACGGUCUCACUUGACCUUGAUGCCGUACGACUCUUCACACCGUAGCGGUCCGCAUUACGCUAGACCAGACUACCAUCAAAUGACAGCGGCCGACCAGUCACCGCUCAGUGAGAGCCCGCAUAUAUCGUCAUCUUCGUCAUCAGCGUUUGACCUGGGGCUCAUCACGGACACGAUGGAUCCCAUGGAUUCGAUGAAAAGUACCUCCAGUAUGGAUUCUUACCAAGACCCUGGUUUCAAUGUCCUGAAUAAUCGAAAGCCCAGCAGCCAGUAUCGUCACCAUUUGCCGUCCUUUGAUUAUGACUCUAUCACUAAGAACAGCGAUGAAUCUGCUAACGGAUAUACGGAGACCUAUGACCCGAUGGUCUCGUUCGUGUCGAACGACCAGCAUGAUUCGCCGCAUUAUAUGAAACACUCAUCACGCAUAGCCCCAAAUCUCUUCCACCUUUCUACAAGCAGUGGGUAUGAUCCCAUAUACUCGACUCGCGGCAGCGAUGGCAGUUCGUAUGGUCGCUUCCCAAAUUCUCAGAGUCUGUGCGCUUAA